Molecule: messenger RNA, 3350 nt
Organism: Hordeum vulgare subsp. vulgare (domesticated barley)
Lineage: Eukaryota; Viridiplantae; Streptophyta; Magnoliopsida; Poales; Poaceae
Product: receptor-like serine/threonine-protein kinase SD1-8
Exons: 6
Coding region: 618-3170 (850 amino acids)
Biological process (GO): protein phosphorylation; recognition of pollen
Molecular function (GO): protein serine/threonine kinase activity; ATP binding
Source: RefSeq, a predicted model, not a curated record
AACGACCGGCUGAACGUGGACCGUUUCCGUGCCCUGGCCGUUGGCAUGUCACGACGCCCCCUUCGUGUGCGCGGCCCGGGAGAAGCAGCGCAUGUGCGCCGCCCCGGAUCCCACCACACCAACCGCUGAAGCGGAGCCUCGAUCCGUAGGAUAGUUCCUUCGUUCGUUCGUUGGUUGGUUGUGGCAGUCCUGUACGUGCCCUCCUACCAGCUCGCGUGAAGACCAGCUGUCUGUUCCCGAAUCGGGCAGCCAUGGUUGACCCAUGGCACCUUGCCACCACUUUUGCUAGUCAGUAAACGAGAGGAACGGAUAUCAAAUUGUCAAGUGCUCUCGGCCUCUCACUUGCAUGCUCCAAAGAGCGCGCGCUCGGCUCGGCUCGGCUCUUCUCUGAUUCUCUUCUCUUCCACGACCGGUUCGUUUCGCGCUGAUCGGAUCCCGAGGAAUUAUUGGUGCGCGCAGCACGCGACCCGCUUGUGUGCUUUACUAAUCAUCCCCGCACGGUCGGUCACCACCGUGCAGAGCGGUGCGGUGCGGUGCGGUUUGGCGUCGGCGCGAGCUCGCAGAGACAUGCUCUGAGAGGGAGGCUGCAACUGGAAGCCCCCGAUUCCGAAGCGAGCAUGAGGACGAUGAUCCGGCUCCUCCUCCUGGUCGCGGCCGUCUGCUGCUUCUCCCCCUCCGGCUGCGUCGCCGCCAGCGACAGCAUCGACGUGGCCGCGUCCGUCGCCGGCAACCAGACGCUGGUGUCGGCGCGCGGGAUCUUCGAGCUCGGCUUCUUCAGCCCGCCCGGCGGCCGGACGUACCUCGGCAUCUGGUAUGCGGGCAUCCCCAACAGGACCGUCGUGUGGGUCGCCAACCGCAACGACCCGCUCGUCAGCGGCCCCGGCGUCCUCCGCCUCUCCCCCGACGGCCGCCUCCUCGUCCUCGACCGCCAGAACAGCACCGUCUGGUCCUCCCCGGCGCCCACCAGCCGCCUGACCGCGGGCGCCGUCGCUCGGCUCGGCGACAACGGCAACUUCCUCCUGAGCUCGGACGGGAGCGGCUCGCCCCAGAGCGUGGCGUGGCAGAGCUUCGACUACCCGACGGACACGCUGCUCCCGGGCAUGAAGCUCGGGGUGGAUGUCAAGAGGGGCCUCACCAGGAACCUCACGUCGUGGAGCAGCCCCACCGACCCCUCGCCGGGGCAGUACACGUUCAAGCUCGUCCCCGGCGGGCUCCCGGAGUUCUUCCUCUUCCAGGGCACCGACAAAAUCUACGCCAGCGGGCCGUUCAACGGCGCCGGGCUCACCGGCGUGCCCAACCUCAAGUCCAAGGACUUCCUCUUCGCCGUCGUGGACAGCCCCGACGAGACGUACUACAGCUACUCCAUCACCAACCCGUCGCUGCUGCGGUCGCGGUUCCUCAUGGACGGCACGGCGGGGCGGGUGCAGCGCUACGUCUGGGCCAGCGGCCAGAGCCAGUGGAGCAGCUUCUGGUACUACCCGACCGACCCAUGCGACACCUACGGCUAUUGCGGGGCGUUCGGGUACUGCGACAUGAGCCUCAACCCGCUCUGCAGCUGCCUGCCGGGGUUCCAGCCGCGGUCGACGGAGCAGUGGAACCUCCGGGACGGGACCGGCGGGUGCGUCAGGACGACCAACCUGAGCUGCGGCGCCGGGGACGGGUUCUGGCCGGUGAACCGGAUGAAGCUGCCGGAGGCGACCAACGCGACGGUGUAUGCCGACAUGACGCUGGACCGGUGCAGGCAUGUGUGCCUGGCUAACUGCAGCUGCAGAGCCUACUCCGCCGCGAACGUCAGCGGCGGGAUCAACCGCGGGUGCGUCAUCUGGGGCAUCGAUCUGAUGGACAUGAGGCAGUAUCCGGACGUCGUGCAGGACGUGUACAUCCGGCUCGCGCAGUCUGAGGUUGACGCCUUGAUUGCCGCAGCUAGCCGCCAGCGCCCAAACAGGAAGCUGCUGGUCGCAGGCGUCGCUACUGCGUCCGUCGUGCUUCUUCUGGGCGUGAUUUUCGGCUGCUGCUGUUUCUGGAGGGCCAGGGCAAGGAAGAAGCGUCAGGCCAAAACGGCGCCAAGUAGUCAUGACGACGUGCUUCCGCUGAGGCACAGGAAGCACCCGGCGGCGAGCCCGGCACGGAAUCAACGGCUGGAGGAGAGCAGGAUGGGUUCGGAAAAAGAUCUUGACCUUCCCUUCUACGAUCUAGAAGUGAUUCUCACUGCAACGGAUGACUUCUCCCCGGAUUGUAAGAUAGGGCAGGGUGGAUUUGGUUCCGUCUAUAUGGGAAAACUUGAGGACGGACAAGAAGUAGCUGUCAAGAGGUUAUCCAAGAAAUCGGUGCAGGGUGUUGGGGAAUUCAAGAACGAGGUGAAACUGAUAGCAAAGCUUCAGCAUAGGAACCUUGUGAAGCUGCUCGGUUGCUGCAUCGAUGAUGACGAGAGAAUGUUGGUCUACGAGUUCAUGCCCAACAACAGCCUAGACACGUUCAUAUUUGAUGAAGAAAAGCGCAAGAUAUUAGUAUGGAAGAACCGUUUUGAGAUCAUUCUAGGGAUUGCGAGGGGUCUGCUUUAUCUCCAUGAAGAUUCAAGGGUCAGGAUCAUCCAUAGGGAUAUGAAGGCAAGCAAUGUGUUAUUAGACAGAAAUAUGAUCCCCAAAAUCUCCGACUUUGGCAUCGCGAGAAUGUUUGGAGGUGAUCAGACAACUGAAUAUACCAUGAAGGUCAUCGGGACAUACGGCUACAUGUCUCCGGAAUAUGCAAUGGACGGCGUGUUCUCUAUGAAGUCUGAUAUCUACAGCUUCGGCGUCCUGGUGAUAGAGAUCAUCACUGGCAAGAGGAAUCGAGGCUUUUACGACGAUGAGCUUGAUCUCAACCUCCUUGGUUAUGCUUGGAUGUUGUGGAAAGAAGGUCGGGGUGUGGAGCUACUGGAUGAAGCAAUGGGCGGCACCUUUGACUACGAUGUGGUGCUCAGGUGCAUACAGGUCGCUCUGCUGUGUGUUCAAGUGCAUCCUAGGAGCAGGCCACUGAUGUCCUCAGUUGUCAUGCUGCUGAGCAGUGAGAAUGCAACAAUGCCAGAGCCAAACGAGCCUGGAGUAAACAUUGGGAAGAACACGUCUGACACUGAAUCGUCUCAAACCCAGACAGCAAUGAGUUUAACAGAAACUGCAAUAGAUGCUAGGUAGUUUAGGGUACGAAUUCUUGUUGAUUUGUUGCUCUAAAGGAAUAGUUUGUACAGCAUAUCUAGGCAUUUAUAUUUUACCUAUCGUCACAACCUCUUGGAAUGUUUUAACUAGGACAUGCAAAGUUUAAUAACUCAUCAAAGAGCUACAUCAUUGCAUAAUAAACAUAUGCGUUUAUUUUCA